AUGCAAGAAAGAAAAAUUCAAGUUUUUGUCAGUUUUCUGCUGGUUAUAGCAACUCAAGCAAACCCCACAAGCGUCUUUCAUAACAGCAUAGAAUACCAAUUGUAUCGAUUUGAUGACCAAAAUGGACGACUUAGUUUCAAUGAUGCAAAUGCAGCUUGUGUAAAUAUUGGUGGUGAACUUGCAUUGAUCAAAACUGAAGCAAUACAGAAUGCAAUACAAGGACAACUAGAUUUGUUAAAGGGUCAACCAAAUAAUGGCUGGACACAAUGGGUCAGAGGUUAUUGGAUUGGUGGAUAUUGUAGCGACAAUUGCAAAGUUGGUUUAGGAGGUUCAACAUCAAACCAAGUAAACUGGAAAUGGAGCGAUGGUAGUAGAAUGUAUGAUGGAUACACAAACUGGUAUUCAACCCUGGAACCUAAUGGAGUUUCAAUACAGGGGUAUACUGUAUGUUAUCCAAACCCAUGUUAUAACGGUGGUACAUGUCAAUAUAUGAACAAUGGAAGUUAUACUUGUCAUUGUGCACCUGGCUUCGAUGAUAUAAACUGUACAAUAGAUUUAUGCAACCCUAGUCCUUGUGAAAAUGGUGGCACUUGUGUUGGAACCAUGAGUGGAUACGAAUGUGAUUGCACACUUGGAGUUAUUGGCACAAAUUGUGAAAUAGAUUUAUGCUCCAGAAACCCGUGUGAAAAUGGUGGUACUUGUAUUGGAAAUGAAGGUGCAUAUGAAUGUAAUUGCUUGGAUGGGUUCAUUGGUACAUUUUGUGAAAAAGAUUUAUGCAUCCCUAAUCCUUGUCAAAACAAUGGUACUUGCAUUGGAAUUAAUGGGGGUUAUAACUGUAGUUGUCCAGAGGGAUUCAAUGGCACAAUUUGUGAAACAGAUAUUUGUGAUUUGGUAACAUGUCACAACGAAGGGACAUGUCACCAUGCUGCUGUUACUGGUUUCGUGUGUGAAUGUAAGAAAGGCUACAAAGGAACAACUUGUCAAAUUGACCCAUGCUUUAACCACACAUGCGAAAACAACGCAACAUGUUUUAUUAGUAAUUAUACAUCGCUGUGUAACUGCAAGGAUGGAUAUGAAGGAGACAACUGUGAACUUAUCAUUG
Ciona intestinalis (vase tunicate) is the source of this 1102-nucleotide messenger RNA. NCBI's taxonomy places the organism in Eukaryota, Metazoa, Chordata, Ascidiacea, Phlebobranchia, Cionidae. The record is from RefSeq and is a predicted model, not a curated record.